AUGUCAACAGAGACACUAACUACAUCGGCUCUUUAUCAGAACAGUAGCUGUUCUGGCCCGGCUGUAGUGCCCUCCGUGGUAUUGCCCCAGUCAUCAAGCCUCUGUCGGUCAGAUACCACUGCCUCUUCUACUGCUACUGCUUCACUAAACGCGCUUACUGGUAUAUCUUGCACUCCGGGAUCCAACCAUGUGGUUUCUUCUAGGGCUGCUGGUCUUACGGGAUUGUCUAGUCUCGGUGAAAUUGUCAACUCUCCAUCAUCUGCUGCAUACACAGCCUCAUACGACCCAGCGUCGGUGGUCUCAGGUCCCCCGUCUAACCACCAUCUGAUCACUCCCGGACAGCUGGCCUAUGCUGCACGUCUUCUUCAGGCCCAACAUCUGCAGCAGCAGCAACAACAUCAACAUGCACUAGUCCUGGCUGCCCUACAGCAGAUUCAGGUUGCCCAAUUUCUGGCUGGCUUGAACCCUGGCUCUGCUCCUGGCGCCCCCUGUUCCCAGCCAACUGGAGCCUCGGUUCAGGACUUAACGACAGCCGCAGUCGCGGCGCAGUCCUUGGCCUUACAGGAACAGCAGCACCAUCAACAUCAACAGUUGCAGCUUUAUGCCCUACUUCAGCAACAAGCAGCUCAGGUUCAACAGCAGCAUCAGCAGCAACAGGCGAUAGCCACUGCGAUGGCAUUUAUUGCACAACAGCAACACCAGCAACAACAAAACUUGCAG
Protopolystoma xenopodis is the source of this 720-nucleotide messenger RNA. The record is from the annotation of a GenBank genome assembly. Lineage: Eukaryota; Metazoa; Platyhelminthes; Monogenea; Polystomatidea; Polystomatidae.